CCCAACUGCUGCUCUGCCUGGGCCCGCAGCGUCCACUGCCUGUAUAGCUGCCACUGGAGGAAGUGUCCCAAGGACAGGAUGAAAACCAGCCAGGUGGAGUAGGGAUGGGGGCACCUGAAAUCCAAGGCAGAGGCCUCGUGAAGGGGAGGAGGCGGCUAAGGAGGCCACUGCGCUCAGAAGCAGCUGGGGGUGGAGGGAAGGGGCUUUCUCUCCCCAGGAAGAAAAUCUCUCUCAAAUAUGGAAAGAGCUGCUGGCAGAGCAGAGCAUCCCAACGCCUGGCAGGAAGUCCCUUUAAGCUGCCAUCCGUUGGGGACUUUGAGCUGAAAGUGGGAAUCGGCUGUGAGCUUCUCUCCUGCUCCUUUACAGUAUUCCUGUUCCGCCAGUGGGGACACUGGAUGGACUGGUCCCUGGCAUUUACGCUUUUUGUCUCUCUACUGGUCACAUAUGCGUCCCUGCUAUUGCUCCUGGCUGUGCUCCUGUGGUUCUGUGGCCAGCCUCUACAUCUGCACAGUGUCCACAAGGUGCUGCUGCUCCUCAUUGUACUUCUUGUGCUCGCUGGACUCGUGGUCCUGGAUGUCCAAUGGCAGGAGGAGUGGCUUAGCCUACGUCUGUCACUGUGGGCCACAGCCCCGUUCCUUCACAUUGGAGCUGUUGCUUUCAUCACCAUCCUGGCCUGGCCUGUGGCUGAUAACUUCUACAAUAUCCACAAAAGAGGCCACAAGAUUGUGCUACUGUUCGUGUAUUUUACAAUUGUCCUGGCCAUCUACCUGGCCCCCCUAUGCAUCUCCUCAACCUGUAUCAUGGAACCCAGAGACUUAUCCCCCAAGCCUAGGCUGGUUGGACACCGAGGGGCCCCCAUGCUGGCCCCCGAGAAUACCCUGAUGUCCCUGCGGAAGACAGCAGAAUGUGGAGCUAAUGUGUUUGAGACCGAUGUGAUGAUCAGCUCCGAUGGGAUCCCUUUCCUCAUGCAUGAUGAGCACCUGAGCAGAACCACAGAUGUGGCCUCUGUGUUCCCAACUCGAAUCACCGCCCACAGCAGCGACUUCUCCUGGGCUGAACUGAAGAGACUCAAUGCUGGAGCCUGGUUCCUAGAGAGGCCACCCUUCUGGGAGGCCACACAGCUAUCAGGCCUUGAUCGGAAAGAGGCUGAGAAUCAGACAGUACCAACAUUGGAAGAGUUAUUGAAGGAAGCUGCAGUCCUCAACCUUUCCAUUAUGUUUGAUUUGCGCCGCCCACCACGAAACCACACAUACUAUGACACUUAUGUGAACCUGACAUUGGAGACUGUGCUGAAUUCAAGGGUUCCUCAAGCCAUGGUCCUUUGGCUCCCAGAUGAAGAUAGGGCUAAUGUCCAAAAACGGGCACCCAGAAUGCACCAGAUAUAUGGACAGUUGGGAGUCAACAGAACUGAGAGGCCCCUGUUUCUCAACCUCCCCUAUCAAGACCUACCACAGUUGGAUAUAAAGGCACUGCAUGAGGAUAAUGUCUCGGUGAACCUAUUUGUUGUGAACAAGCCCUGGCUUUUCUCCAUACUCUGGUGUGCAGGGGUGGAUUCGGUCACCACCAAUGACUGCCAGCUGCUACAGCAGAUGCGUUACCCCGUCUGGCUUAUGCCCCCUAAAACCUACCUAAUGAUAUGGCUCCUCACUGAUUGUGUCUCCACCCUGCUGAUUUUGUGGCUGUUCCUCCUCCGUGGGCUUAGAAACAGCUGUGCUGCUGACCAGGAUCAACAAUUUCAUAAUGGAGUGAAUGCCCUGCCCGAGGCCCCCACCAGCCAGAGUCUGAGGCCUGUCUACAUCUGUCAACAGCAAGGAAGGGAGCAUGGCUACAGUAGAAUGGUGGAGUGAACUUUGAAUUAUGAGGGAAAUGGUGGAUAUGCCCCAAGCUUCUAUGGAAUCUUCUCCCCUUUGGGUUUUGACCUGAGGUGGUGGUGGAAGACAGUAAAUCAUGAGAAAUGUCUCCCAAAAUAAAACGUUCUAGAACAGGGGAGAUUGCCAAGAAAAUGUUUCAGACUUGUGUGCACAUGUUCUUGUGUAGAAAGCACAGGGUGUGUCAGGGAUGGAACAGCUUGGAACAGUGACUGAAGGAGAGAUGAAAACGGCCUUCCUGGAGAACCCACCCCACUCCAUUCACUGUGUCGCCCCAACCACUGCAAUUUAGCUGCUUUCCUGCAUAGAGGCUGGGAGCUAAAGAGCCCAUCUAGCCACGUAGUUCUAUGCCUACAGGUGGCUUUUUACUGCGUACAGCCUUUUUCUUCAAGACACGUUGGUUCGUGUUUCUUGUCUAUUAAUCCUUUUCUGAAUGAAUUUAAUUUCCAUUUG
This is a messenger RNA of Myotis davidii, 2321 nucleotides long. It is a transcript of the gene GDPD2, whose product is annotated as glycerophosphodiester phosphodiesterase domain containing 2. Gene Ontology annotation, molecular function: glycerophosphodiester phosphodiesterase activity. Lineage: Eukaryota; Metazoa; Chordata; Mammalia; Chiroptera; Vespertilionidae. The transcript is spliced from 13 exons. The record is from RefSeq and is a predicted model, not a curated record. Bases 105 to 1847 code for a protein of 580 amino acids. Gene Ontology annotation, biological process: lipid metabolic process. Gene Ontology annotation, cellular component: membrane.